UUUGUCCUGGGUAAUGCCCAGAUUGUGGAUUGGCCCAUUGUCUACAGCAACGAUGGAUUUUGCAAGCUAUCAGGAUAUCACAGAGCAGAAGUUAUGCAAAAAAGCAGCACCUGCAGUUUUAUGUAUGGAGAGCUGACAGACAAAGAUACAAUUGACAAGGUCCGGCAAACAUUUGAGAACUAUGAGAUGAACUCCUUUGAAAUCUUGAUGUAUAAGAAGAACAGAACACCUGUCUGGUUCUUCGUGAAAAUUGCUCCAAUUCGAAAUGAGCAGGAUAAAGUGGUUUUAUUUCUUUGCACUUUCAAUGACAUAACGGCUUUCAAGCAGCCCAUUGAGGAUGAUUCAUGUAAAGGUUGGGGAAAGUUUGCUCGCUUGACUCGUGCCCUCACAAGCAGCCGAGGUGUGCUGCAGCAGCUUGCUCCAAGCGUGCAGAAAGGAGAGAAUGUUCACAAGCAUUCUCGACUUGCUGAGGUACUGCAGCUGGGCUCUGAAAUCCUACCGCAGUACAAACAAGAGGCACCAAAGACUCCACCACAUAUAAUCUUGCAUUAUUGCGUUUUCAAGACUACCUGGGACUGGAUCAUCUUGAUUUUAACUUUCUACACUGCUAUUUUGGUCCCUUACAAUGUCUCCUUUAAAACCAAACAGAACAAUGUGGCAUGGCUAGUAGUCGACAGCAUCGUGGAUGUCAUUUUUUUGGUAGACAUUGUACUUAAUUUCCAUACUACCUUUGUGGGGCCAGCAGGAGAGGUGAUCUCUGACCCAAAGCUAAUUCGCAUGAAUUACUUGAAGACCUGGUUUGUGAUCGAUCUGCUGUCAUGCUUGCCAUAUGAUGUCAUCAAUGCUUUUGAGAACGUCGAUGAGGGCAUCAGCAGCCUCUUCAGUUCGCUUAAAGUGGUGAGGCUACUUCGGCUGGGUCGUGUCGCUCGGAAGCUGGACCACUACAUCGAAUAUGGAGCAGCAGUCUUGGUCCUGCUGGUGUGCGUGUUUGGUCUCGCAGCCCACUGGCUGGCCUGCAUUUGGUAUAGCAUAGGAGACUAUGAAGUUAUCGAUGAGGAUACAAACACGAUCCGAACCAAGAGCUGGCUCUAUCAGCUGGGGAUGUCAAUAGGGACGCCUUACCGCUUUAACGUGUCAGGCUUUGGAAAAUGGGAAGGCGGGCCAAGCAAAGAUUCAGUCUACAUCUCCUCCUUGUAUUUCACGAUGACCAGCCUCACCAGUGUCGGAUUUGGGAACAUCGCUCCGACGACAGAUGGGGAGAAAAUCUUUGCUGUUGCUAUGAUGAUGAUUGGAU
Molecule: messenger RNA, 1294 nt
Organism: Apaloderma vittatum (bar-tailed trogon)
Lineage: Eukaryota; Metazoa; Chordata; Aves; Trogoniformes; Trogonidae
Product: potassium voltage-gated channel subfamily H member 1
Exons: 6
Biological process (GO): regulation of membrane potential; potassium ion transmembrane transport
Cellular component (GO): membrane
Molecular function (GO): delayed rectifier potassium channel activity
Source: RefSeq, a predicted model, not a curated record